AUGGCAAACCAAGACCAUCAGCCCCACAACUGCUCCCUGGGGGAAACCUUGAACUUUCUCUACCUGAAUAAUCUGAAUGUCAACUGCCACCCUCUGCCAAAGAGCUCCACAAACCUAGAAGGCAACAGGCAAGGAAGUUUUGAAGAAAGCCAGAGCCACAGACGGGACCUCCCCAAAAGCCUCAGUGGUUCUGUUUGCCAAACCCAGGAGACGGGGACCACCACUGGGAGAGUUCUUGGCAGCUUCUCCCCACAAGACCAUGUGCCACGUUCCAUCAGAAACAGCAGCCGCUUCUUUAGUGUUGACCAGUCCCCAACAUCAGAAGAAGGGAUGAUGUAUCCUAGAACAUACCUCCAGGGAGGUCCUGUUGAGAAGUUAACUCCAGCCUCUGGGGCCAACCUCCAAUAUCAAUGGACAAUGGAGGGUCCGGGAGUUGCAGUCCGGAGGAGCCUCUCUGAUCUCACCUGUAGCUGCAAGCAACCGAGUCCCACCUUUCACAUGGAGUCUAGUGCCACAUCCCCAGCGGUAUGUUCACACAGUAGUAACUUUGCUUUGGUGAACAGACUGAUGAUUGAAGGAUUGAGAUAUGGAGCGGACCCUCGUGAAAACAGCCCAGAUUUGCAAAGCCAUAGGAUGCAGAGUUCAUGUUUGUCAAGAGACCACAACAUUGUACCUGCUAAUGUCUUUCACCAAGAUGCUUCAUCACACAAUGUUGCUAUUUUUACAGACUCCGAAGCAUAUCACACAAAUGUCCUUGCUUCAAGUCUUGCUACUGUCUCCAAUCGGUCAAUGCUUGCCCACAGCAGAAUAGGACACAGCAGCUUUUCAACUGGCACUUGCCCACCUGGAAUGGUGACCAUUCCUAAUGGCAUUCCUCUGCCCUGCAGCAGAAGCCACAUGUCUUCUGCAAAGGAAGAAGGCACCAUUCCUGCCUACUGCCAUUCCUUACCAAUACCUUCUCUCCAGUUUACCCCUAGGCCAGUAUGCCCAGUUAAUGAACUGGGCGAAGAACAAGGCAACCCUGAGGGUUGUUCAUCUUUGCUUGCUACUGAAGUCUCCUCUGUGAAUGGGUCAAGUCUGGAAGCCAACCGCAUCCUGGGAUGCUGUGGGGCCCAUGGGGAGCGGGUGCUGCCUCCUCAGUCUUAUGGACGACCCAGCAAGGGUCAGGAGGAAAUGAAGACCGUGUAUGUGGUAUGGAACAGCCAACAAGAGGGGGUUCAGACGGUCAUGAAGACCAAAGACAUGUGGACCAUGACCUCUAGGAAUGAUCUCACCCAGGGAUUCCAGUCUCCGCUGGACUACAGAGAUGCCGAAGUGCAAACUUUCGCAGGAAAGGAAUGCAAGUCCGUGGCAACCAGCCCAUCUGUUCUGGCAGAAGGCCAGCCUCAUGUCUUCCCAGAGGUGAACCUGAAGCCAGAGGCUGAGGGUGAGAAGUCUCCCGUGCGAGAUGUCAGGUGGGACGAUGAAGGCAUGACCUGGGAAGUCUAUGGGGCAGCGGUUGAUCCCGAGGAGCUUGGGCUGGCCAUCCAGAAGCACCUGGAGAUCCAGAUAGAACAAUUCCAAACGGAACCUGAGGAGCUCUGCACAAGGGCCUCUGAGAAACAGCCCGCCAAAGAGGAGAAGCGAAUCUCCUUUGGCAUGGUGAUGCACUGUCUGCGAAACCCAGCCUGCUGUGCACGGUCCAACAUGGCGGUGGAGUGA
Thamnophis sirtalis is the source of this 1701-nucleotide messenger RNA. RefSeq names its product GRIN2-like protein. Gene Ontology annotation, cellular component: plasma membrane. Lineage: Eukaryota; Metazoa; Chordata; Lepidosauria; Squamata; Natricidae. Gene Ontology annotation, biological process: neuron projection development. The record is from RefSeq and is a predicted model, not a curated record.